AUGUCUGCCCCGGAUUUCGAGACUUGGGCUGGCCGGCCGCCCACGACCGCCUCGCUGUCCACCACCGAGUCGUCCUUCUCCUCGUCCUCGUUCCCUGGCGAGCUUCAGGGCGCCGGUUCGCUUGCCCAGGUCACCAGUGCUUCGACCGAGGUGCCCGCGUAUCCCUCCUCUGACAACCUGCUCCAGGCUGAUGGCCUGCCCAGCAUGGCUCAAGGUGCCGUGACCUAUCCGCUCCUCUUUCGCGCCGCCGACGAGGUCCCUCGCUUCUUCGUUCCGUACCGGUGGUGGGAGGACGAGGCCACGACCGUCCUGUGGACCUUUGAUAUCCGGGAGAUCAGCCUGGUCAUCCAGUUUGGUCUGUUCAGCGACAGCAACCUGCCCCGGACCGUCCUCCAGAGCCGCAACGCCAGCACCAUCGACGGCUUCCUGUCCACCUUCCUGCAGCCGUACGAGCUCACCUUCCUGCCCAAUUUCUCCCAUGUGCAGAAGGUGGAGGAGAUCCUUCGACGAUCCCAGUCGUCGACGCCGUCCAGCGUCUCAUGGAGUUGGUUUCCAGCGCAGGCUCGCCAGGAGACCGAUCCGCUGGCCAUUGCCGUGAGGAUCGAUGCGGAGAGUCACUUGCAAUUCAAAACGGUUCCCUUCGAGGAGUGGGUGCGCUGCGCCCUGGGUUAUCCGGCUCCUGCCGUGGACUGGUUUCUUCUGCAGCACAAUGCCUUCUACAUCCAUCUGUGCCACUACCUGGAGAUGUAUCCGAACGAGGUUGACAAGUACAGGGAGGUUGAGAAGCAUCUUCGGACCCGGAGUCCCUUCACCCAUCGAGCCCUGGUGCAGUGUCUGACCAGAUACCAAAACGGGGAGGCUGACGACCUGCCUCGACAUACGGGCCCAGGGUUUGAAUUCAUCGCCGGUCCGAUCCAGGAGCUGUUCCGAGGCCAUCCAACCGGACUGACCUCUGUUCUGAAAGUGCUUUCUGUGCUGGCGGUCCGGUUCCGCCAGACGUACGUGCACGUCCCGACGAUGGACUGGAACCACAAGUUCGAGACGAGCGUCCCGUUUCUGGACGACCUGCUGGCGUCGAUUUCCCCGGCGGAUCUGGCCCACACCUUGCACAGGAGCGAUGAAUCCGACUUUGCGCGACUGUCGCGGUCGCAGAUCACCGUGGAGAACGAGCCCACCGUGGACGCUCUCCACAACAAAUGGCAUAAGCUCAGUUGCGCGGUGUGGGAGUGCUGCACUGCGCUGCCCGAGCUUGUGGGGUACAUCCGCGAGUGUAUUGAGACACUGCACGGUAUGAGAAACUACCACUCCACGACAGCGAUGAUCAACGGCCUCCAGGCGUACAGCGUUGGAUGUCUGUGGACAACCAACGUCGAUCCCACUCUAGGGAGGAUAACCAUGACCCCUCUGCUGCCACCCAACGUGGCCGAACUGUGCAACACGUCCGACAACUACGCCACGUACCGACAGCAGAUGCGCGAGGCGCCAGGGAUCCCAUUCCUCUAUCCGCACCUUCAGGAGUACAAGAGAAUCGGGGAAGAGGCGCUGAACGAGCUGUUUCAGGGGUCGUAA
This is a messenger RNA of Rasamsonia emersonii CBS 393.64, 1569 nucleotides long. RefSeq lists its product as uncharacterized. Gene Ontology annotation, biological process: small GTPase-mediated signal transduction. Gene Ontology annotation, molecular function: guanyl-nucleotide exchange factor activity. The record is from RefSeq and is a predicted model, not a curated record. The transcript is spliced from 3 exons. Lineage: Eukaryota; Fungi; Ascomycota; Eurotiomycetes; Eurotiales; Trichocomaceae. Bases 1 to 1569 code for a protein of 522 amino acids.